Molecule: messenger RNA, 1245 nt
Organism: Myodes glareolus (Bank vole)
Lineage: Eukaryota; Metazoa; Chordata; Mammalia; Rodentia; Cricetidae
Source: RefSeq, a predicted model, not a curated record
CCGCUUGUCCUCAAGCCUCGGAAGCAAGUAACCGGAGGAGAAGGGAACAGGCAGGUCCAGGCAGGAGGGCCCAAGGCUGGGAGGGGCCGAGAUGAGCCGGCCCCCUAAUAGGAAAUGAGGUGGGACACAGAACUUCUGCUCCAGGAUGUUGACGAACUUGCUGUCCCUGCUGCUGCUAUUGCUGCCUGGCUGCGCCUUUUGCGACCAGGAAGAUGGCUCCCAAGGCCUGCAUAUGCUCCAGAUCUCCUACUUCCGAGACCCCGAACACGUGAGACAUCAGGGCAACGCCUCUCUGGGGGAACUCCUGACACACACACUGGAAGGCCCAGCCAACAAUGUCACCAUCCUCCAGCUGCAACCCUGGGAGGAUCCCGAGAGCUGGGCUGAAACAGAGAAGAGGCUGCAGCUCUACCUGUCUCAAUUCCACGCCUUGGUGCAGCUGGUGUAUCGCGAGCGCAAGAGCAGCGUAGUCUUUCCUCUCACAGUCACUUGCUCCUUGGGCUGCGAGCUGCCCGAGGAGAGCUCUGAAGCCCGCGUCUUCUUCGAUGUGGCCGUGAAUGGGAACUCCUUUGUAAGUUUCCAGCCAAAAUCCGCCCUGUGGGUGGCAAGCUCCAAGGAGUCCUCCGAAGCAAUCACCUUCACCCUGAAGCAGCUUAAUGCCUACAAUCGAACUCGGUACGAACUGCAGGAAUUUCUUCAGGACACAUGUGUGCGAUUUGUGGAGAACCAUAUCAACACACAAAACAUGAAAGGAAGCCAAACAGGCCGCUCUUACACUUCGCUUGUCCUGGGCAUCCUGGUGGGCUGUUUCAUAAUUGCUGGUGUGGCCGUGGGCAUCUUCCUGUGCACAGGUGGACGGCGCUGCUGAUCACUGUCCAGUCCCCUCGGAGAAAGAGGUGGACUGAUGGGGGGCUGGUAAGGAAAGGUCACAUCUCAUAUGAAGCCAAACAGACUCCCCCAGUGGGCCACCGCAUCUCAGGAGGUUUAGAGCAACAACUCCCCUUUUCUCCUACAUCUGCCGACCGGGAGUUUGAGGAAGGGACAUAAGGAGGGCUUGAAGACAAAGCAACCUGUUUGCGAAGGACUUGAGAGUGUGCAUGCUUUGUUUUAAGUGGUCUGAGAAGGGGUGCCUAUCUGAGGAAAUCAGAUGAUAGACUUGGGGUAUCUGUGACCGCCCUGCAAAGGCAAAUUCACUGUAGGCAGACCAAACAUCUAAAUAAAUAAAAUGAGGUGCCUGUAACCACA